CACUGACAACUUUGUAAAUGUUGCCUCAAGAUUUUAAACAACGGCUCAAUACAGUGUGAGACAUAAUCAUAGUGCCUGAAUCAACUGUCCAGUCACCUUUUGAGCAAACUCACAAGGGGACAAUCUCACGGGUUUGAGCAGUUCAGGGUUUUAAUGCAAGUCAGGAUAACCUGCAGAGAGGGCCUUCCCCAGCCGCCUGCCAAAAAGCAGUCUGUGAGCUUGCUGAUUUGUACCUGUGUUGCCAGUUGGACACUCCUCAGCAGUCACAGGUCAGUUUAAUCAAGUUUCACCGGAACUGCAGGAAUUGGUUACAGUUACAAGGUAGUAAAUAAAUUAAAGAUGCCCCCAAAAAAGAAAAAAACAAGACAGAGUGCAGAGGAGGAAACCAAAGAUGUGGAUGACGAGGACUCUGAGGAUCAGAAACCAAAGCCUAAGAAGAAAAGUAAGCAGGUAAGUGAGUCAGAGGAUGUUGGAAGACGGAAGAAAAAGAAGAAGUUUAAAGACAGCGAUGAAGAAGGAUAUAAUUCAGACACAUCAGGGCCUGAUGUGAAGAGCACCAAGACCAAAGGGAGAGAUAAAGAAAAGGUCAUAAAGUAUAAGAAGAAAGCCAAAGAGGAGAGCGGGGAUGAGCUGAGCAGCAACUCGCAGAACUCGGAUAAUGAGGAUAACAGCAAUGACUCCUGGAGGAAAAAGAGAAGAGGAAAACUCCCUGAUGUGAUUGAGACCACGAAGAAAGGAACAAAGAAGUCUUUGGACAAAGACAAGAUGGGGUCAAAAGAUAAAAAGUCCAAAGAUGACAAAAAAUCCAAGAAGGACUCGGAGAAAGGGGAAGAACGGACGGCUGGGGAUGAAGAGGAAGGGAAGAAGAAAAAGAAAGAAAAGAAGAAGAAAGGUUCAGAGAAAGGAGAGAGUGAUGAGGACAACAAGAAGACAAAAGGGAAGAAGAAGAAGGUGGAGAAUUAUGUUGAAAUUUAUGAGAGUGAGCUCCGCAACUAUGAGCCAGAAAAGGUGGAAAACUACGAGGAUGAGUAUCACAAAAAGAAAGUGUACGAGGUGGUGACUAUCACCGGUGACGAGAGAGGAGCAGGAACUGAUGCCAACGUGUUCAUCAUUCUGUUCGGAGAAUAUGGCAUCACUCCCAAAGUUCACCUGGCCAGCAACACAGAAAAGAGGAGUCGCACAGCUUUCGAAAGGGCUAAAACUGAUGUGUUCAGAAUUAGGACUCACAAUGUUGGACCUUUAAAAAAGAUCAGGAUUGAGCAUGACAACACUGGCAUGAGUGCCAGCUGGUUCCUGGACAGGGUGGUGGUGACGGAUGUGAUCAGGCCUCACCUGAGGUUCUACUUUGCUUGUAACAACUGGCUGAGUAAGGUGGAGGGAGACAGCCUUUACGUCAGAGACCUGCUGGGUAGCAUGGAUCCUAUGGAGAUGCCCAAAUAUAACAAGUAUGGAGUGAGUUUUACUGCGGAUGUAAAAGGCAGUGGAACCGAUGCCGAUGUCUUCAUUAAUAUCUUUGGGGAGUUUGGAGACACAGGUGAAAGGCGACUUGACAACGACAAAAAAUUUGAAAAGGGCACAGAGGACAAGUUCACCGUUGAGGCACCAAACUUAGGCAAAAUAAGAAAGAUCACCAUUGGCCAUAAUAACAAAGGCUCCUCGGCAGGGUGGUUUGUGGACAAGGUGGUUGUGGAUGAUAUGGGAAACAAGAUAGUGUAUGAUUUUCCGAUCAAUCGCUGGUUUGCUUUGGAUGAAGAUGAUGGAAAGAUCCAAAGAGACGUUUUGGUGGGGGGGAGCCAGCCCACAGGUAUUGUGUACAAUGUCCAGAUUGUGACAGGAAACAUACGAGGUGCUGGGACCAACUCCAAAAUCCACAUCGUGAUGCACGGCACGAAAGGCAUGAAGAACAGUGGCAAGGUGUUCUUAGAGGGAGGAAAGUUUGAGCGAGCCCUGACAGACAUCUUCAAUGUUGAGAUAGCUGCACUCCUCAGUCCCCUCAGCAGAGUCACCAUCGGACACGAUAACGAUGGAGUCAGCGCUGGGUGGUUCUGUGAGAGGGUGGUGGUGUACUGUCCGUUCACAGGUAUAGAGCAGACCUUCCCGUGUAGUAAAUGGCUGGACGAGAAGGAGGGAGAUGGGCUUAUAGAGAGAGAGCUCUAUGAGAUGGUCUCACUUCGACAGAAGAGACAGAAGAAGCACCCCUGGUCCUUAUGGAUCUUUACGUCUGACAUAGCCAGUGCAGGAACCGAUGCAGACAUCUCCUUCCAGGUUUACGGGGAUAAGGGCAAGAGCGAUGAGAUGAGACUGAACAACAAGACAGACAAUUUUGAACAAGGACAGGUGGACAAGUUUAUGGUUGAGCUGCCUGAUUUGGGGACUUUGAGCAAACUCCGUAUCUGGCAUGAGAAGAGGAAUCCUUUCGCAGGAUGGCAUCUAAGUAAGGCGACUGUGAUGAAGACAUUAACAAAGGAGAAGUAUACAUUUCCCUGUGAACGCUGGCUGGACACUAACGAAGAUGAUCAAGAGGUUGUGAGGGAGCUGCCUGCCACAGGAAGACUGGUUGCUGAGCCGCUUCCAUUGAUGAAAUAUAGAGUGACAGUUUGCACUGGGACUGUUGGCGGCAGUGGCACAGAUGCAUCCGUUUUUCUAAAUCUGAUCGGAGACCAUGGAGACACCGGAGAUCGUGAGAUGAUCAACUGCAAAAACAACAUCAACAAGUUCGAGAAAGGAAGUCUGGAUGAGUUUAUAGUAGAGGCAGUUGCCAUCGGGCAAGUCCGCAGGGUGAGGAUCGGACAUGAUGGCAGAGGUGGAGGCUGCGGCUGGUUCCUGGAUAAAGUGAUCGUAAGAGAGGAGGGACAGGCUGAAGCCCAGGCUGUGGAGUUCCCCUGCAACAGGUGGCUGGAUCGCAAUGAGGAUGAUGGACAGAUUGUCAGAGAAUUAGUGCCAUUUGCAGAUGGGCAGCGUCUUUACAAUGUGGGCUAUCACAUCGCCGUGAAGACAGGUGACAUCCCAGGGGGCAGCUCAGACUCCAACGUGUUUGUCAAGCUCUACGGAGAGAAGGGCAACACCAGUAAGAUGUUACUGGUUGUCUCUGACAACAACCUGGGGAACUACUUUGAGACGGGCCGCGUUGACAUCUUUAUUGUGGAAACAUUCGACAUUGGACAGAUCAACCGUCUAAUGAUUGGCCACACGAAUGAAGGCAUGCGUGCCGGCUGGUUCUUGGACAGCGUUCAGAUCUUGGUUCCAGUCCAUGGAAAACAAUAUAUGUUCCCCAGUCACCGCUGGCUGGAUGAAGAUGAGGCUGACGGCAAGACGGAGGUGGAGAUUUACCCGAGUGAGAUCCUGGAUAUGGAACAAUUGAUUAACUACGAGGUCACAGUUGUGACUGGAGAUGUGACAUUCGCCGGCACCAACGCCAAAGUGUUCAUCCAGAUCUACGGGGACAAGGGAAAGUCAGAGAUCAUCACACUGGAAAGCAGAUCCAACAACUACGAGAGGAACACCACAGAGAUAUUCAAGACGGAGGCCAAAGAUGUUGGGAAAGUCUUCAAGAUCCGCAUCGGUCACGACGGCACAGGGAUCGGAUCUGGCUGGUUCCUGGAGACGGUAGAUGUCAAACAUCUGAUCAUGGCCAUGGUGCCCAAGGAGAAGAAAAAAGAGGAUAAGAAAAAGAAGAAGAAAAAGAAGAAAGACGAGGAAGAUGAGGAGGAGGGUGGAGAGGAGAUGCAGGAAGUGGUGCUGACUUAUCAUUUCCCCUGCUCACGCUGGCUGGCUGGGGGAGAGGAGGAUGGUGAGCUGGUGGUUGAGCUGCUAGCAGAGGAUGCAGAGGAGCUGGAAGUCAACACCUACGAAGUGUGCGUCUUCACUGGGGACAUGCUGGGUGCUGGGACGGACUCCAAAGUCUUCAUUAAUAUUUAUGGAGAAAACGGAGACACCGGGGAGCGCUAUCUGAGGAACUCUGACAACAUCAACAAAUUUGAGCGGGGGCAGGAGGAUGUUUUUACUGUGACAGCUGUUGAUCUGGGUCCUUUAAAGAAGCUUCGAAUCCGACAUGGCAACACUCAGCCUUAUUCAGCCUGGUACCUGGAUCGUGUUGAGAUUGUGGACACAAAGGAUGAUAUAACGUACUUUUUCCCAUGUAACCGCUGGCUGGCAGUGGAUGAAGAUGAUGGACAGAUAGCAAGAGAGCUGGUUCCUGUAGACGAGGCCUUCAUGAGGAAGGAUGAGGACGAGGAGGGAACAGGCGCCACCCUGGGCCUUGAGCAGAAAUCCAUGUCUACUACAUACACCCUCAAAAUUAAAACUGGUGAAAAGAAGUAUGCUGGAACUGAUGCCAAUGUCUUUGCCAUUCUGUUUGGAGAAAAUGAUGACACAGGAAUCGUCAACCUAAAGGCUUGUAAGAACUACAAGAAUAAGUUUGAAAAGGGGAUGAUCAAUGAGUUUACUGUGGAGGCGGUGGAUUUGGGCGAUCUGGAAAAGCUUCGAAUUGGGCAUGACAACUCAGGGGGUUCAUCCGGUUGGUUCUUGGACUGGGUUGAAGUUGACGCCCCCUCACAGGGUCAGAGGAUGCGUUUCCCAUGUGGCCGCUGGUUGGAUAAAGGAGAGGAUGAUGGGGCAAUUUUGAGGGACCUUUUUCCCGCUGAGUUACAGACAGAACUCUAUACGCCAUUUGUGCCGUACGAGAUAAAAAUAUUCACCAGUGACGUGUUUGGUGCGGGAACAGACGCUGAUGUGUUCAUAGUUCUGUAUGGACGUAAUAGUGUGUGCACGCAACAGAAACACCUGUGUGUCAACAAAAGAGAGAGACGUCUGUACUUUGAGAGGGGAGCUGACGACAUGUUCAUCGUGGAGCUGGAGGAUAUCGGCGAUGUUAUCGAGAAAAUCAGGAUAGGACACGACAACAGGGGCUCGAACCCAGGGUGGCAUCUUGACAGAGUGGAGAUCAGACGACAGCUCAGGAAAGGAAAGGGUUCAGAGACAACCAUUUUCCCAUGUGAAUGCUGGCUCGCCAAAUCUGAAGAUGAUGGGGAGACGGUGAGGGAGCUGGUCCCCUCGGACAUCAUCACAGAAAAACUCCUCAGGGAUGGGAAGCUGAAAACCACCGAGACAGAGGUGGAGGAUGCUUUAGAAACUCACGCAUACAAGGUAUCAGUGCGGACAGGUGAUAUGUAUGGAGCAGGAACUGAUGCCAAUGUUUUUCUCACCAUCUACGGAGACCUUGGAGACACGGGAGAGCGCAAACUUGCCAAAUCUGAGAACAACAAGAACAAGUUUGAAAGAGGAGAGGUGGACAAGUUCACAAUUGAAGCUGUGGACUUGGGCCAAGUUUUUAAGAUUCAUAUUCGUCAUGAUAACUCAAUGGUAGGGGCAGAUUGGUACCUGGAUCAGGUGGAGGUGCUGGAUGUGGAAACAGAGGAGGUGUACAUGUUCCUGUGUGAGCGCUGGCUGUCAACCAAGAAAGAGGACAAACGCAUCCAGAGGAAUUUCUUUGUCAAGGGGUAUGAAGGGGAGAGAAACACUGAUCCAUACUCCAAGAUGAUUGCUCAGGCCAAACUGGGAUUGGACAAAAAUGCCAACAAAAAGAAGAAGAAGAAAAAGGUGGUGGUGGUGGAGGAGGGUCCAAUUAUCCCCUAUCACUUCACCAUAUCCACGGGGGUAGACCGUGAUGGCAGCACCACAGCCAGGGUCUACGUCAUCAUCAUCGGCCCCAACGAUGUGGAGACAGACCGACUGUGGCUGGACCUGCCAGAGGGAAAGAAAGCCUUCACAGCUGGCACCAUGGAGCACUUUGUGUGUUAUGGAACUGACGUAGGAGAGAUCAAGAGGGUGGAACUCGGCCAUAACGGUGUCACACCAGAGAGCUGCUGGUUGGCGGAUGAGCUGUCAGUUGCCGUGCCAACCAAAGGUAUCAAGUACAUCUUUCCAUGUAAGUGCUGGCUGGCUAAAGACAGGGGAGACGGUCUGACUGCCAGACUGUUCAACGUGCUGGACUCCAGCACCAUCAACAUUAUCCGCAAAGUCAUUUAUUCUGCAACAGUUGUCACAGGUGACACUCAGUAUGCAGGCACUGAUACCAACAUUUUCCUUGCUGUGUUUGGAGCCAACGGGAGCACAGAGGAAAUGCUGCUGCCAAAAAACGAGAACAGGUUUGAAAGGGAUCAAGAAGACACCUUCAGUCUGGAAAUAGACGACAUAGCUCCUCUGAAGAAGAUCAGGGUUCGGAUCGAUGGCACUGGAAGUCGCCCUGACUGGUUUCUUGACAGGAUCCUGAUGCGGAACCUGACCACAGAGGAGGUGUAUCUGUUUACUUAUGAAAACUGGCUGUCAAAAACAAAAGGACCAAAGAGGACAAAAGUGUGCGAGCUGGCAGCUGUGGUGGAUGACGAGGACAUGGUGGAGAACACAACCUACAUCAUCCAGGUCCAGACCAGUGACGUCGGAGGUGCUGGCACUGAUGCCAACGUGUUUCUGAUCGUGUUUGGGGAGUUUGGGGACACAGGGAUGCUGCCUCUGAAGGAGAGCACCAACAGGAACAAGUUUGAGCGUAAAAUGAGAGACGUGUUCAGAUUCUCUGACAUUCUCAGUCUGGGCGAGCUGUCCAAGGUCCGAGUGUGGCAUGAUAACAAAGGCCCUGCUCCUGGUUGGCAUCUGGAGUACAUCGACGUGAAAGACGAGGCCAUGGACCAGACGUUCAGGUUCCCCUGCGAUCGCUGGUUGGCUAAAAGUGAAGACGACGGGCAGAUCAUGAGGGAACUGGCCUGUGCCAACAACGACUCCAUAGACCUUAGUGACAAAACCAAAUAUGAAAUUGCCAUAACAACUGCAAACACAGAGGAAGCCUCCACCACAGAGAACGCCUGGAUUGUUUUGGAAGGACGGAAAGCUCGUUCCAAAGAGUUUGUUCUGGAGAAUAAGAAGAAGAAGUUCUUAAGCGGUGCCACUGACACGUUUGAGUUCUCAUCGAAGCACGUGGGGGAAAUUGCUGGCAUCUGCCUCGGCCACGUGACCAAAGACGGGAAGAAGGUGAAAAAUGAGGCUUUCUGGCACGUCAUGGAGGUGGUGGUGACAGAGAUGGCGCUGGGAAACAAGUAUUUCUACAACUGUAAUUCACAAAUCCCUCUGGCAGCCAAAAAGGAUCAGUUCCUGACAUUUGAGUGCUACAAGUCCAUCGAGAGCUUUGCCAGCAAAGUCCGCAACCUUGUCCCUGUCAAGUAUGAAAUCAUCGUCAUCACCGGGGAUGUCAAAGGGGGCGGCACUGACGCCAACGUAUUCAUGACCAUCUAUGGCGUCAACGGUGACUCAGGCAAGCGCCAUCUGCGUCAAAAGUUCCGCAACCUUUUCGAGCGAGGGCGAACGGACCGGUUUGUUGUGGAGAUGCUGGACCUCGGGGAGCUGCUGAGGGUCAAAGUGGAGCACGACAACAGCGGCUCCAGUGGUGGGUGGUAUUUAGAGUGUGUGGAGGUGACCAACACAGCCAACUCAGUGACAACCAUCUUCCAAUGCGGAAAGUGGCUGGAUGUUCACAAGGCCGAUGGGCAGAUUCACAGAGUGCUCUACCCAAGGUAUUAGUCGGAGGACUGGAGACAUGUAGAGCUGGUGAGCAGAGAUUUUUUACCACAUUUAAUACAAACCUUGUUCACAUUGAGUCAGCUUGGACCACAUUUUUUCACCACUUUUCUUUAAAGCGUGUGCCAAUUAUUUAGGUUGCCUCUUUGUGAACAUCAGAAAUGGCCAUUCCCUACCCUCUCUCUUGUUCAGUUUGAAAAAUUUACCCCAAAGCAGUCCUAAUUACUGCCCCAAGCAAAUAAUCAAACAUGACAGACAUCUAAUCUUGAUUUAGAUGUUCUCUUUUUGUUUGUUUUUAAUGUCUACAUUGAGGGUUUUGAGACUGAUGCACACACUAUGACACUCUGUUUGCUCACAACCACUAAAAUAAAAAGACAAGAAACAAAUCCUGCUUUAGGGAGUUGGUAGUGCUACACAUUGCAGCGCACAAAGUUUGUUUCUAUAGAAAAAGUGACUGCAUAAUCUAUUCAGAACAGCCAGUAUACAAACAAAAAAAAAGAUGCUUUCAGUGUGCUUUUGAUGGACAGUUUUCUCCCACAAUGCAAUGCACACGGGAAAUGCAAAAGUCACUCAGAGCUGCAGAUGAUGAAACUAAUUGUCCCACUGGAAGAUAAAAAAAAGCAGCCAAUACAUUUUUGGACGAACAUCUCUCUCUCUCUCUCUCUCUCUGUCUGUGGUGUUUAAUUGACAGUGUCUUUCCAGAGUUGUAGUUUGAUUGACAUCUGACAGCAAGUGUUGAAUCCCCGCCUGUCAAUGUGAGUAUAUGUUGAUUCUUCCUCUAUAAGCUGAACAUCCUUUUGCCAUGAAACCCAAUGUAUAGUGCAUACUAUAUUAAGUGUCAUGUAGACUAGCGUAAGGACACAGCUGACAGGAUCAUUUCUCUGUGUUUUUUUAGCUUGCAAUGUCUGCUGUUGAUUUUAUGCCACAUUUAACUGUUGAUUUUGUACUUUGAUAACAAAAAAAAGGAUGUAAACAAGAAAAUCUGUGGUAAAUAUGCUUUAAUGUUUCCUAAAAGGAAACUAAUAUUCUCCCUGACGACUGACACAAAAACAUAAUUCACACAUCAUCUUAACACUGAAUUGUAAUAAAGAAAAUUCUGAUUUUACAUAA
Notolabrus celidotus (New Zealand spotty) is the source of this 8676-nucleotide messenger RNA. RefSeq names its product lipoxygenase homology domains 1b (gene loxhd1b). The record is from RefSeq and is a predicted model, not a curated record. NCBI's taxonomy places the organism in Eukaryota, Metazoa, Chordata, Actinopteri, Labriformes, Labridae. Gene Ontology annotation, molecular function: protein binding.